GAGAUAAUUCUCUCUAGGCAAAACCAGAAGCAGCAGCAGUACCCAAGAAACACACAGGCAGAGCCGAAUCACACACACCCUGCAGGAGAGGCAGGAACACUUCUAGCUAGCAGAGAUGAGCAGCUUGGCCCUCUUCUCGCCAAGCUCCUCCUCCUCCUCUCUGUUCCUCACAAAGCAGGCCAACCCUACCAAGGGGAGGGCGCCUACGGUUGUGAGGUGCAGCUAUGGGCCCACCCUGUCAGGAUCACAUGAAGAGGAGGGGAGAGAGGGGGUGAUGGUGGCCUUGGUAGGGAGGAGAAAUGCACUGGCCUCUGCAGCAGCAGCUUGUGGAGUUUCGGUGCUUGGCUUUGCAGGCGAUGGCCUGGCAGCGGCCAAGCAGGGCCCGCUGGCAGGGAGGAUCCCCGGGCUGUCUGGCCCUGAUCAGAAUGGUUGGAAAACAUACCGCAGGCCGGAUGAAAAGUCUGGCGGCCACGGAGUCGGCUGGAGCCCGAUCAUCCCGUACAGCUUCAAAGUUCCUGAUGGCUGGGAAGAGACACCAGUGUCGAUUGCUGAUCUCGGUGGCACGGAGAUCGACCUGCGGUUCGGAAACCCCAAGGAGGGCCGAUUAUCUGUCAUUGUAGCGCCCACUCGUAGGUUUGCAGAUGACCUUGAUGAUGCAACAAUCGAGAAGAUCGGCACACCGGAGAAGGUGAUCAACGCCUUUGGACCGGAGGUCAUCGGCGAGAAUGUGGAAGGGAAGGUUCUGUCCACAGCCACAGCUGAGUACUCCGGAAGAACUUACUACCAGUUCGAGCUGGAACCACCUCACAUCUUCAUCACAGCUACGGCUGCUGGGAAUAGGCUCUACCUGUUCAGCGUAACUGCAAACGGGCUGCAAUGGAAGAGGCAUUACAAGGAUCUGAAGCAAAUAGCAGAAUCAUUCCGCGUAGUCUAGGGUGGUUCCACUGGGUUCGUUCAUCACAUAAUCUGUUUCAUUACUAGAGAAAAUGAGGGAUGCCGUUAUGUAAAGGGAGGGUAAGUACACAUCAUUUGUAACGAUGAUUUUCUAGCUGAAGAAAUUGAACAUUGUAUGUAA
Molecule: messenger RNA, 1075 nt
Organism: Aegilops tauschii subsp. strangulata
Lineage: Eukaryota; Viridiplantae; Streptophyta; Magnoliopsida; Poales; Poaceae
Product: psbP domain-containing protein 4, chloroplastic
Biological process (GO): photosynthesis
Cellular component (GO): photosystem II oxygen evolving complex; extrinsic component of membrane; photosystem II
Molecular function (GO): calcium ion binding
Source: RefSeq, a predicted model, not a curated record